AUGCGAAAGCACUUAGGAGAAAAGGCGAGUUCCUCAAACCCGCUGAGCUAUGAGCCAUUAAUGCACCCUGAUGCCAGGACUAGCGGAGCCUUUGUCAGGGAAAUUCACCUCUGGUUCAUCGCCCCCUAUCAUCUUCUUAGUUCCCUGCUUUGCCCGGUGACCAAGGAGGAAGUGGACGCAAUGCGGGAAACCAUUAAGAACAUCCAGAGAGUCAUUCUGGAGCAGUUGCAGUCCAGUGCCAAGCGCAGUGUCAUGAAAGACAUCAUAGGACGUCUCUUCAAAUUAAGAGCCAAGAAAUUUCAGGGAAUUGAGGAAAAGCAUAUUCGCCGCCUGAAAGAGAUCAUCCGUUCAUAUUCCCAGUGUAUCCAGGAGACACAUGAAGACAUUGGAGAGGUUCACAACAAGUUUAUGAAAAACACGGACAGCAAGACUGUGGAAAGCUUGAUGCAGAGGCUUGGCGAGCGGAUUGCAACAGGGAGAGGGCGACCUGGUGCCAACACCUGGGAAUUUAUCCUCAACAUUCAGGCCAAUGGCUGUGUCUCACAGGACCCUUUUGGCCCAAUCUCGGAGGUUUCCUCCCCUGUGCUAUCACCCACAGGCGUGCGGGCCAAGAUUGAUGGCCCUCUGCUUCCCUUCAGAAGGAAUCACACCGCUGGACUGUUUGGAGUUCCAGUGGUGGGAUCGCUCAGCCUACCAGAGCUCUCCAGUUGCAGCCUCACCUCAGCUGCCCCUGUCACAGGUGCAGAGAGCUCCUCUCUGCCCCCUACUGUCUCUCUGAGCAGUUGCAGUGCUCUUGCCAUUGGAAGCAUGGUCGCUUCCAGCACAAUUCCAGCCAUCACCGUGAGCAUCACUGAGUCUGUUGAUGCUUAUUUCAGCUCAGCCGAUCCUACAAGGUGCCUCGUUAAAAUAACCGGUCGCGUGACACUGUCCCUCCCCCAUGACAUCGUGGAGGUUUUAAGCAGCCGCCCGUUCCCUGCAGAGAUGAGCUUCAAGCUGAAAAACACCAGCAGGCUGCAGCAGAUCGUGCCCAACCAGCCCAUGGCUUACAGGGAUCCUUUCCAAAAUGAUCCCAACAUCUGCAGCCUGAACAUGCAAAAACUUCUGGCUCAUCUCAGGAGAGAGGCUAAGCAGAGCUCGUCAGCAUCUGACUUCAACAUGGACAUAUUGAAAUACCAGGUUUCCUCCAAUGGCAUCCAGUCCACCCCUCUGAAAAUGGCUGUUAACUGGAAGUGCAGCCCCUCAAGGACAGACCUGCGGGUGGACUUCAGAUACAACUCUGAGGCCAUGCUGAGUCCAGCGUGCUUGUCCGAUGUGCGGGUGCUGGUACCAGUAGACGGAGGAGUGACCAGCAUGCAGUCUCAACCCGCUGCGCAGUGGAAUGGAGAUCUCAAUAAAGCCUUAUGGAACCUCAGUGACAUUUCAGGGAUGACUGAGAAUGAAGGUUCAGGAUCCCUUGUGGCCAUGUUUGAGCUCUCUGAGGGUCCCACUAACCCCGCCACACUUGCUGUGCAGUUCCACAGUGAAGGCAGCACUCUCUCAGGAGUUGAUGUGGAGCUUGUUGGGAGAGGCUACAGGCUUGCGGAGGUUAAAAAGGGAUUUGCCACAGACAGAUAUAUGGCAGGCUGCUGAUGUUCCAAG
Molecule: messenger RNA, 1638 nt
Organism: Megalops cyprinoides (Indo-Pacific tarpon)
Lineage: Eukaryota; Metazoa; Chordata; Actinopteri; Elopiformes; Megalopidae
Product: F-BAR domain only protein 2-like
Exons: 15
Coding region: 1-1629 (542 amino acids)
Biological process (GO): clathrin-dependent endocytosis; clathrin coat assembly
Cellular component (GO): clathrin-coated pit; clathrin-coated vesicle; plasma membrane
Source: RefSeq, a predicted model, not a curated record